This is a messenger RNA of Delphinapterus leucas (beluga whale), 3414 nucleotides long. It is a transcript of the gene CLN5, whose product is annotated as CLN5 lysosomal BMP synthase. NCBI's taxonomy places the organism in Eukaryota, Metazoa, Chordata, Mammalia, Artiodactyla, Monodontidae. The record is from RefSeq and is a predicted model, not a curated record. Gene Ontology annotation, biological process: lysosome organization. Gene Ontology annotation, cellular component: lysosome; lysosomal membrane. Gene Ontology annotation, molecular function: hydrolase activity, acting on glycosyl bonds.
GCGCGGGAGGCGCCGCAAGCAGCGGGAAACGCUUCAUGGCGCAGGCGGGGAGAGCUGGUCUGGGGGCCUGGGGGCGGCGGUGCGCGGGCGGGGAUGUGGCUCCGGUCUGCGCGCCUUGGCGCUGGGCCUCAGCGCUGCUCUGGCUGGCGGCGGCGGCAGCGGCGGCGGCGAGCGGCCCCUCCCGGCGCCAGUGGCCGGUGCCUUACAAACGCUUUUCCUUCCGUCCAGAACCAGAUCCUUACUGUCAAGCUAAAUACACUUUCUGUCCCACUGGCUCCCCUGUCCCAGUGAUGAAGGAUGAUGAUGUCAUUGAAGUCUUUCGUUUACAAGCCCCAGUGUGGGAAUUUAAAUAUGGAGACCUCCUGGGACACUUGAAAAUUAUGCACGACGCCAUUGGAUUCAGGAGUACUUUAACUGAAAAGAACUACACAAUGGAAUGGUAUGAACUUUUCCAGCUUGGAAACUGCACAUUUCCCCAUCUCCGACCUGAAAUGAAUGCCCCUUUCUGGUGUAAUCAAGGAGCUGCCUGCUUUUUUGAAGGAAUUGAUGAUAUUCACUGGAAGGAAAACGGGACGUUAGUUCUGGUAGCAACCAUGUCAGGAGACAUAUUUAACAAAAUGGCAAAGUGGGUAAAACAGGACAAUGAAACAGGGAUUUAUUAUGAGACAUGGACUGUCCAAGCCAGCCCAGAAAAAGGGGCAGAGACAUGGUUUGAAUCCUACGACUGUUCCAAAUUUGUGUUAAGGACAUAUAAGAAGUUGGCUGAACUUGGAGCAGACUUCAAGAAGAUAGAAACCAACUAUACAAGAAUAUUUCUUUACAGUGGAGAACCUACUUACUUGGGAAAUGAAACAUCUGUUUUUGGGCCAACAGGAGACAAGACUCUUGCUUUAGCCAUAAAAAGAUUUUAUUGUCCUUUCAAACCACAUUUGUCAACUAAAGAGUUUCUUUUGAGUCUCUUGCAAAUUUUUGAUGCUGUGAUUAUACACAGACAGUUCUAUUUGUUUUAUAAUUUUGAAUAUUGGUUUUUACCUAUGAAAUUCCCUUUUAUUAAAAUAACAUAUGAAGAAAUCCCUUUACCUAACAGAAACAGAACACUCCCUGGUUUAUAAAACCUUAAUUCUACUGCUUUUUUUUUCUACUAGCACAUCAGUUUUUCAGGGAGUGGUUUUACAUGUGUGGAUUUCUUAGGCCUUUCUUCCUUGGGACAGAAAGGUAAAAGACACAUGGGCAGAAUUGCUGCAUAAUAUCUCGGGAAUUUUUUUGGAAAGAAGCUGAAAACUCUUAUUGUGUUGGCCAAAGUGAACCCAUUAGGUGAUCUUGAUUUCAAUCUCCAAGGCUUUGUUAAUAUGGAGAAUUAUAUCAUAUCAUCAGAUAUACAGGAUCUUUGGACUCAGAAUGUGAAAUUGUGGAUAUGGUGUGCCAAAACUAAAAAUACUGUCAGUGACAUUGUCAUGGUGGGAGCUACUUUUUGCAGAUAUGGUAAUUACACUUUCUCAUUUAGGUACUCUCUGGUAGUUUUGACUGACUUUACAGCCUUUGUAACUUCUAGAGCCAGUCCUAGUAGUUUGAUUUUGUUCUAUUCACUUAACCUUAAAGAGUAAUUUGGACACCACAGCUGGAGUGGUCAUGCUUCCAGAUGUGGUAAAAUCAGUGAUAAAGAGCACAAGUUUCUGGCUGGCAUUUUAGAACUAGCCAGUGACUGGUAUUUUGUGAUUUAAGCAACUUAUCAUUUCCAAACCUUAGUUUCCUUAUCUCAAAAAUGAUUCAUCUGUCACGAUUGUUGUAAAGACUGAAGCCAUGUAUAGUUUGGCCUAGUAAGGUCACAGUAAGUGGUAACUAUGACGAUUAAUCAGAGAACAAACUGCCAUCAUUGAUCUUGCCUAAUGUGGUUUGCAUGCCAGCCUUUCCUGGCUUUGUAAUAAUCACCCAGACUCUGAGCGGGCAGCAUAGUGCUUCUGCGGUUCUUCACACAUAUGGAACAUGGAAGUAUCUGACUGCAGGUACAUCUGGGUGAACGGGCACCCUUUAACUAACUCCUUCACUGCUUCACACAGUCCCUCCGCCGCCCACUAAAGCUGCCAGCAGUGGAAGAAGGUACACUUCCCAGAGAGAGGGCAGGUUUUUGUCAAGGAUCGCCAAGUAGCUGUGCUUCCAUUAGGGCCAUCAAACAAGGUCUCAACGUCCUUUAAGUGUCUGAUAACUGAACACCUUGUUUCUAUUCAUGGAAAAAAUACCUACCAGUCAGGAAAAUGAUGAGGCAGAGAUCAGAGAAAACAGUCUGUAUUUAAUAUGUAAAUGUACCAAUUCUAUUCAGUUUCUGCCCACAUUUGAGUGCUUCCUAAGAGGUUAGUACAUUGAGUUCUCAUAAAAAGCCUAAGCGUAGGUACUCUUUACGUGACUCAAAUGAGGAAAUUGAGACUUAGAAAGGUUAUGUGACCUUUCCACAGCUACCCACCUAGUGGUAAUGGAGCCUCAUUUUGAACCAGGUUCUGCUGACUGAAUGGGAUGCACCAUCAAGCAGGUUUUUCAGCGCUGCUCAAGUGUGGUCCUCAGACCAGUGCCUGGACCAUAAGUUACUAACAAACACCGUAUGUUCUGGUCUGUGAGGAGGAACUCUUAAAGCAACUUGUUUGACUAAUUUUGUUUCUGUUGAAUCCAAUAAAAAAAAAAAACAAAAAAACGGGGGCUUGUACUUUUGCUUUUAUUUCGUCUAGGAAUUUAUCAUUGUCUUCAAAACUACAGGCACUAAAACGCAGUCUAAAAAUAAAAACCCAGCCCUUCAGCACAGAUAGCAUAAGAAGCACUGCAUCAUUAUGAUGCCUGCUGCACAGAGGAUGUCUCACGCUCGAGCACAGGGAGAAGUGGCUUUCACUGCCUACAGUUUUGCCUUGUCUACUCAUGUUAAUAGCGCCAAACAUUCCUGAUUACUUUAACCUCUUUAACCUGCUAGUUGUCUUCAGAAUAUGUCACAAGAAAACUUGGAUCUUUGCACUGGCACCAUCUAGCGGCUAAAAUCGGGCAAUGUCAGCCUCUGGAUUCAGGAAAAUUGCUCUGGAAAAAGUGUUUUGGAUUUCCAGAACUACAUUGGGGUAACAAGCAGAAACUCCUAUGCCAAGUUUGUAUUAACUGUAAAUCACAGAACUUGGUUCCAUGGCAACAACAAAUGAGGACAUCCGUACAUGGAACUUGAAUAUUAAAGCAAGAAUCUACUAGUUACAUUAAAAAGCGUUCAUGAUUUUCCACUGUUGCUAAGAAUACUGAUGUGAAGAAAUUCUGAGAAUUUGACAUAUAGACUCAGGAUACUAUAACAGUGUGUAGCAUUCAUAUAAGUACUUCUUAAGAAUUUAUCAAACCUAUCUAUACUUACAAGUUGAAGUAGGGCUUUGAAGCAGAGAUGAUUCAGGAAAAAGC